Anolis sagrei ordinatus is the source of this 814-nucleotide messenger RNA. RefSeq names its product LSM7 homolog, U6 small nuclear RNA and mRNA degradation associated (gene LSM7). Gene Ontology annotation, biological process: nuclear-transcribed mRNA catabolic process; mRNA splicing, via spliceosome. The record is from RefSeq and is a predicted model, not a curated record. Gene Ontology annotation, cellular component: spliceosomal tri-snRNP complex; catalytic step 2 spliceosome; U6 snRNP. Gene Ontology annotation, molecular function: RNA binding. NCBI's taxonomy places the organism in Eukaryota, Metazoa, Chordata, Lepidosauria, Squamata, Anolidae.
CAAGGGGAGGAAGGCAAAGAGCCUUUGCCCAUAGAGCCGCCGGCGGCUAGAGCGGGAGGGAGGUAGGGGCGUGGCCGGCGGCUACAAAGCGAUUGGAGGAGAAGAGGUAGCAACGAGGGGAAGUGGGGCGAGAGGAGGAUGCCUGUGGAAAGCAAGAUGGCGGACAAGGAGAAAAAAAAGAAGGAGAGCAUCUUGGACCUGGCCAAGUACAUCGACAAGGCCAUCCGCGUCAAGUUCCAAGGCGGGCGCGAAGCCAGCGGCGUCCUGAAAGGCUUCGACCCACUCCUCAACCUGGUGCUGGACGGGACCAUCGAGUACAUGAGAGACCCGGAUGACCAGUACAAGCUGACAGAGGAUACACGCCCGCUGGGGCUGGUGGUCUGCCGAGGGACCUCGGUGGUCCUUAUCUGCCCCCAGGACGGCAUGGAGGCCAUCCCCAACCCCUUCGUCCAGCAGCAGGAUGGAUAGCUGGAUGGACAGGAGGGCGGGGUUCAGACAUCAGGACACUGGGCCUCGCAAUGGGAGAAGCUGUAGAUGGUUUGACCGUGGCUUUGAGGCCGAGAAAUGGCACCAAAAUAGGCAAGAGGGGGAGUUAUUUUUUCCUGCUGGACAAAGAACAUGAAGACUCUCACCUUAACGGUGCUUCUUUGUUUCCUGGUCGUGUAUUAUUUUUUUCCUCCAAGAAACAGAUGGCAAGAGCCCUAGAGUGGGGCUUGAAUAGUAAACCUUCAGUUUCAAGAUCAGAAACAUUUCCUUGGGGUGUUUUUGCUCUCCUGUACUGUUCUCUAAUCAUAAUAAAUCUUCCCUCAACUGC